This is a messenger RNA of Danaus chrysippus (African queen), 555 nucleotides long. The record is from the annotation of a GenBank genome assembly. Lineage: Eukaryota; Metazoa; Arthropoda; Insecta; Lepidoptera; Nymphalidae.
UUGUUUCACAGUGCCGUCGGUAAGACAUGUCUGCUCAUCAGUUAUACAACAAAUGCCUUCCCCGGCGAGUACAUACCGACAGUAUUCGACAAUUACUCAGCAAACGUGAUGGUCGAUGGUAAGCCGAUCAACCUCGGGCUUUGGGAUACCGCCGGUCAGGAAGAUUACGAUAGGUUGCGACCUUUGUCUUACCCACAGACGGACGUGUUCCUCAUAUGCUUCUCACUCGUCAACCCAGCAUCCUUCGAGAACGUUCGCGCUAAGUGGUAUCCGGAAGUGAGGCAUCAUUGUCCUUCAACCCCCAUCAUCCUGGUCGGUACUAAGCUUGAUCUCCGUGAAGACAAGGACACUAUAGAAAAACUCAAGGACAAGAAACUGGCUGCAAUCACCUACCCUCAGGGUCUCAGCAUGGCUAAGGAGAUAGGCGCUGUGAAGUACCUAGAGUGCUCCGCCCUAACGCAGAAGGGUUUGAAGACUGUAUUCGACGAAGCCAUCCGGGCUGUGCUAUGUCCGGUGCAGCCCGUCAAGGUCAAGCGGAAGUGCGUCAUGCUCUAA